Molecule: messenger RNA, 605 nt
Organism: Symbiodinium sp. CCMP2456
Lineage: Eukaryota; Dinophyceae; Suessiales; Symbiodiniaceae
Source: the annotation of a GenBank genome assembly
GGUUUGGGGCUGAACCUUGGUCCAAUGCAUCUCGCCCUUCGCCUGGCCGCCUCGCCUUGUGCACAGCUGGUUCAGCAGUCGGGCGAUGAUAUCAUCUCCUUCCUUGGCGGGCUUUUCGAGGAGCUCAACCAGCUGUCCGCAAAUCUUCCCGGGCUUAGCUACAGCUUGCUCGUCCUCGCUGCACGGCAGCUGCUGGGCGAUGCCCAAGAUUUGACAGAGGCUACGCAGUUCCUUGUCGCCUGUGGUGCUGGCUGCGGCGUGUGCCCCGGAUCCCAGGCUGCUUCGGCCUGGACGUCCGUGGUGGAGAGCAGAGCCCAUGUUUUGGAGGAGCGGCUGUCGCGGUUUGCUUCACUGAGCCCUGGGACUUGGAAGCCGCAGCCGAUGUUGGCGCGAACCAGGAGCUCCACCGGCUAUUUGGAGCUCGGGCGCCUGCCGAAAUUGCAGGGCUCUGCAGAUACGGAGCAGUCGGUGAUCAAGCGCUUGGUGCAGGUCAGCGAGGCCUUGCAGCAUGAUUUCACCACCAUCCGCCAAGACUUCGGGGUCGCCCUGACGACUGGCAAGGCAUUAGUCUACGCGGAAGCCAUCAGCCCAGGUGUGGGCCCUGG